This is a messenger RNA of Molossus molossus (Pallas's mastiff bat), 793 nucleotides long. It is a transcript of the gene CFAP90, whose product is annotated as chromosome unknown C5orf49 homolog. Bases 81 to 527 code for a protein of 148 amino acids. The transcript has 3 exons. Lineage: Eukaryota; Metazoa; Chordata; Mammalia; Chiroptera; Molossidae. The record is from RefSeq and is a predicted model, not a curated record.
CCUGAGAGCGGCGGCCUGGGACUGGGCUCCCAGCGGGCGAGACCGAGAGCGGCGGCCUCGGGGCGCUGGACGCGGGCGGCAUGGAGGACGACGAGGAGGAGGAGAUCACCGCCGCCACGCUGCGGGGCAGGCCCCGGCCGCCGCCCAUUUCGGCGCAGUCGGCCUUCAGCUACGUCCCGCCGCGGCGCCAGGACCCGAAGGAGCACAGCUAUUACUACCGCGAGAGCAAGGCAGGAGUCAUUUCCCUCUAUGACUGCAUUUUUAAGAAGAACCUAGGAUAUAAUCAGAAAUUGCAUCGAGAUGACAGAGAACAUGCAAAAAGCCUGGGACUCCAUGUUAACGAGGAGGAGCAGGAGAGGCCCAUUGGAGUGCUGAUGUCGUCUGUCUACGGGAAGCGCAUCCACCAGCCAGUGGAGCCUCUGAACCGGGACCACGGCCGUGCCAACCAUUUGAAGGCCGACUUCUACAGGAAGAAUGACAUCCCCAGCCUCAAGGAUCCGGGCUUUGGGCACAUUUCUCCAGCCUGAUGCCCUCCCUGUGCCCCGAAGGGUGCACUGGCAAGUGAGGUUCACGGAUGGGUGGCACAUGGGCCUUAUUUCCCUUUCAUAGACUCUAGGAGCCGGCCCGAUGCCCCUCUUGGGCCUCGACAGUGGGAAGGAUGGUAGCCCCGUUCCCUCAGGUUGCCUUGGUGAAGAACCUGGCCAAACACCUGUAAUGCUUAAGGUGAACAUCUAGUGUGGCGGUUUUCAUGUCGUUAUUUCAGAUGAAAUGAUGCUAGAGGCUGAUCCACUGG